Messenger RNA from Suillus discolor, 3267 nucleotides. RefSeq lists its product as uncharacterized. Gene Ontology annotation, biological process: hippo signaling; positive regulation of transcription by RNA polymerase II. The record is from RefSeq and is a predicted model, not a curated record. The transcript is spliced from 8 exons. The annotation marks the transcript as partial. Gene Ontology annotation, cellular component: cytoplasm; nucleus. Gene Ontology annotation, molecular function: protein binding; transcription coactivator activity. NCBI's taxonomy places the organism in Eukaryota, Fungi, Basidiomycota, Agaricomycetes, Boletales, Suillaceae.
GUAAGUUACACCUCCACUUCGCUCGACCACUUGUGAUGCAUGUGAUGAGUGACUCGGAAGACUAUAGGCCAGAUCCCCCUCCAGAAACCUGCGAAGCAACCGUUCGUGAAAGCUCGUAUCCCACUACAACUGAAAAUCUUAUUGGCUGCGUCAACCAAGGCACAUCCGGCGACCCUGCUUCGAAGGUUCUUGAUAUCCCCUCUGGCGUAGAGGAAACCCCCGGUCCCAAAUCAGUCGGUGCUGAACUUCAGGUUACCCACGAGGCUUCAGCAUACAUGAAUCCACUCGAGGGGGCUAUCUCCGCGUCCACGAGCGCGAAUGUGAAUAUUAGUCACCUUCCAUCAGGUUGGGAGAUGCGCCACACCUCCACUGGCAGAAUGUACUUCGUUGAUCACAAUACCCGCACUACGACUUGGGAUGAUCCAAGAUUUUCCUCGAAUCUGGAUCCUAAUGCCCCUCAGUACAAGCGUGAUUACGGACGGAAGGUGAUAUACCUCCGCGGUCAAUCUGUAUCAUCAAACCGGUCUCUGCGUCUCUGUCAGAGCACACCCAUACUUUGCUCCGAGUCCUCAACAAGGGUACCCACUCUUCCACGCGGCUCAUCUCUCAGUUCCAUUCUCAACGGCCGAGGUUCAACUUCCAACUCGGAGCUCCCAACCUCGUCAGAUAAUGCAACAAUACUGACCAGACCUCCUAUAAGACACACGGUCACACCUUCUGCAUCAUCUUCUGUCCGUACUCCAUCAAUCUCCGCGACGCAGCCGCGCGUUCGGAAUCCCACUCGCAGCAGCGGUGGUCAUGUCCCCCUACCGGCAGGAUGGGAAGAGCGUCGGACGCCAGAAGGACGUCCCUACUUUGUCGACCAUCUUGCACGCCUGACGACAUGGACAGACCCACGUUCCUCUGCUGCGGAGUUUGUAACAUCCGCCGCCAAUAAUACCCCAGCAGGUCUCACUACCGCAGAUAAUUUCCAGACCAAUUAUCUCCAACCCCUGAAAAAUUUUGACACCGCCAUUGAGAAGAUCGCAAAUGUACACCCACACGCAGAGAUGGCAUUGGGCGUACUUUCUGCUGCAGUCAAAAUUAUUCUCGCUCAAGCGGAACACGACGAAUCGCUACAACGCCUUCUCCAGAAAUUAGAUGAAGUUUACGGCUUCAUCACCCAAGACGACAACCUUUCCAAGGUUGAAUCGAUGCAUGAUGUCAUCGGAAAGAUCGCUCAGCAGACUCUCGAGUGUGCCCGUUUCAUCAGGGAAUACUCGGAGACAAAGAGCUUCUGGAAGAGAGUCGGUAAAAACAUUGUCACGGAAACAGAUGACAUCGUCACACGGUACAACAACGCCUUGGAUGGGCUUAUGCAGCGAUUUCGGGAUCAAACUCAUCGGGACAUAGCUAUCUUUGUCCAGUUCGCGGGUGAAACACUCAAUCUCAGCGGUAUAACUUAUGCAGCGGGCGCGGGACUAGAUACUGCGAAGCAAUGUCUGUCAGGCACCCGCACGGAAAUUCUCUCCCAAAUCACUGAGUGGAUCAAUAGUGACGGAGAUUCUGUUCCACGUGUGAUGUGGCUUUCCGGUUCUGCAGGCAGGGGGAAAUCAGCCAUCGCCCACACGAUCGCUAAGUGGUUCGAGGAAAUGGGAGGCCUUGGUUCGUGUUUUUGUUUUGAUCGGCAUAGAGAAGCAGACCGCCGUCAUGAAAAGAUUUUCUCCACCAUCGCGCGCGAUCUCGCUGAUCGUGAUCUGGGAAUGAAACGAGCAUUGGCGGAUGCAGUCAAGAAUGCAAACUCCCUCAAGAACACGACGAACAUUUUCCAGCAGUGGCACAAGCUUCUCACGGAACCGCUAAAGAAGUUCUCUGCUUCGAGUGUAGGGCCCGUUUUAAUCGUGAUCGAAGCACUGGAUGAGAGUGGUGAACUGGAGACGCGACAUAACCUCCUCCGCAUACUGGCCGGUAGAAUUCAGAAUGAAGAGCUUUCCCAAAUCACUGAACUCCCUUCCAACUUUCGGAUUCUCGUCACCUCUCGCUCACUUCAUGAUAUCGAAAAGGGCUUUGAAGGUGCUAAUCAUAUUCUACGAUUGUCUAUGGACGCUAUUCCAUCAGAAGUCAUGGAACGCGACAUUCACGCCUUUGUAUCUGAGGAGCUAAAGGAGCUACCAGAAUUACAGGACACACAUCUUGCGGUCCUCGCUUCGAAAUCUGACGGACUCUUCGAGUGGGCGGGUCUCGCGUGCGAACACAUCAAGGAAGCCUAUUUCGGCUCAUCUCCAAUGGACCGCUUCAAUACUGUCGUAAACCGCAAUCCUGGGGAGCGGAGAAACCUUUUCUAUGAUCUAUAUAGGCACAUUCUAGAAGAAGUCAUGCCAAAGGAUAGGUAUACAAAAUUCCAGUACCAGCAAGUAAUAGCGAGAUUUCGUUCUGUGAUGGGACAAAUAUUUUCCGUAGCCGAACCUCUUCCUUUAGUUUCACUGCAAGCCAUGCGGCACCAUUUCCCGGAAGUUCACGACCAUUAUGAAAUAGGUGUAGUGAUAAAAUGUAUGGGAGCCCUCUUCAGCGGCACCACCGACUCAUAUACCCCCAUCCGACCCCUUCAUGCGACCUUUCAAGAAUUCCUCGCGGACGAAUCUUUCAGCGGAGACUUCUUCGUCGAGCGAACGAAGGCGCAAGAACGCAACCUUUCAUUUGCGUCACUACGAGUGAUGACACAUGACCUUCGCUUCAAUAUCUGUGAUUUGAAGUCGUCGUACCUCCCUAAUUCCCAGGACACGGAACUGCCUCAACGAGUCAAGACAUACAUUCCCCUACAUCUCUCCUAUUCUUGUCGACAUUGGGCUACACAUGUUCAGAAAACGGAUUUUGACGACGAGCUUGCAAAGGAAAUAAUAUCACUCUUUGACGAUGAACGACUGAUGUUCUGGAUUGAAGCACUCGGACUUCUCAAUGCAAUUAGCGAUGCAAUAACUGUUCUUCUACUGGUUACCAAGUGGCUAGAAGGGCCAUUCUGGAUACGAGGAUUUGCGGUCCAGCACGAUGGAUGUACAAAGAUUCAUUCAAGUGUUUGGCGGCAUGAUUUUGCACAGCACGCCACAUCUGUAUUUAUCAGCGCUCCCAUUCUCGCCCUCCAACUCCACCAUCGCUACCAAAUUUACGGCAAGGUUUCCGAAUAACCUUUGUCUGGCAUCUGGCCGUGAUGUGAACUGGACAGUUGUUCAGGCCGUAAUCAAUGGGCGCACUGGAUCGGUUUUAUCAGUCUCGUUUUCACCGGAUGGUGCU